Messenger RNA from Cottoperca gobio, 4367 nucleotides. RefSeq names its product amyloid beta precursor protein (cytoplasmic tail) binding protein 2 (gene appbp2). Gene Ontology annotation, cellular component: Cul2-RING ubiquitin ligase complex. The transcript is spliced from 13 exons. Bases 280 to 2046 code for a protein of 588 amino acids. Gene Ontology annotation, molecular function: protein binding; ubiquitin-like ligase-substrate adaptor activity. NCBI's taxonomy places the organism in Eukaryota, Metazoa, Chordata, Actinopteri, Perciformes, Bovichtidae. Gene Ontology annotation, biological process: proteasome-mediated ubiquitin-dependent protein catabolic process; intracellular protein transport. The record is from RefSeq and is a predicted model, not a curated record.
GUCACUGCGUCAACGCCAGUGAAUGUCUGCGUCGGGACGGGGGCACGGAACUGCUGUAGGGUCGACGAGUAAUUGGAGAUGAAGGAGAAAGAUGGAAAUUAAACAAGGGUUUUAGAAUUGUAGAUGUAAAUGACAAUAGUUAAAUUAUUUGUAGCCUCAUUUUAAAGCGAAUGUUAUAUGAGGACUCGCGGAGGAAGUGCUUCAAUCGCAGUAAGGUAGCGAAUGUAGGGGACUGGGGAGGGCUGUAGCUGCUGGGUUUUUUUGGAGAGGGAAAACAACAUGGCUGCGGUGGAGCUCGAAUGGAUCCCAGAAACACUGUACAACACCGCUAUCUCGGCUGUGGUGGACAACUACAGCCGAUCAAGAAGGGACAUACGGUCGCUCCCCGAAAAUAUACAGUUCGAUGUCUAUUAUAAGCUUUACCAGCAGGGCCGGCUCUGCCAGCUGGGAGGAGAGUUCUGUGAGCUGGAGGUGUUUGCUAAAGUACUUCGGGCUUCAGACAAAAGACACCUUCUGCACCACUGCUUUCAAGCGCUAAUGGACCACGGUGUGAAAGUGGCCUCAGUUCUGGCAAACUCCUUCAGCCGCCGCUGCUCCUACAUCGCAGAGUCUGACGCCCAUGUCAAAGAGAAGGCCAUCCAGUUCGGCUUUGUGCUGGGUGGCUUCCUGUCUGAUGCUGGCUGGUACGGAGAUGCAGAAAAAGUGUUUCUGUCGUGCCUGCAGCUGUGCACGCUCCAGAGUGAAAUCCUCCACUGUUACAGGGCUGUGGAAUGCUGUGUCAGGCUGCUCCAUGUCCGAAAUGGCAACUGUAAGUACCACCUGGGGGAGGAGACCUUCAAGCUUGCUCAAUCCUACAUGGACAAACUAGCCAAACAUGGCCACCAGGCCAACAAGGCAGCGCUGUACGGCGAGCUUUGUGCCUUGCUCUUCGCCAAAAGCCACUAUGAUGAGGCAUACCGGUGGUGUAUAGAGGCCAUGAAGGAAAUUACUCCAGGGCUGCCUGUCAAAGUAGUGGUUGAUGUCCUCCGGCAAGCCUCCAAGGCCUGUGUGGUGAAGAGAGAGUUCAGAAAAGCUGAGCAGCUGAUCAAACAUGCAGUGUUUCUAGCAAGAGAACAUUUUGGACACAAGCAUCCCAAAUACUCUGACACGCUGCUAGAUUACGGAUUUUACUUAUUAAAUGUAGACAACAUAUGCCAAUCGGUUGCUAUUUACCAGACGGCGCUGGACAUCCGACAGUCUGUAUUCGGGGGGAAGAACAUCCACGUUGCCACAGCCCAUGAAGACCUUGCCUACUCCUCAUACGUGCACCAGUAUAGCUCUGGGAAAUUUGACAAUGCUCUAUUCCAUGCAGAACGUGCCAUAGACAUCAUAACUCACAUUCUCCCAGAGGACCAUCUGCUGCUGGCCUCUUCCAAAAGAGUCAAAGCUCUGAUUCUGGAGGAAAUCGCCAUUGACUGCCACAAUAAGGAGACAGAAGAGCGCCUUCUUCAAGAGGCUCAUGACCUUCACCUCUCAUCACUGCAGCUGGCCAAGAAGGCCUUCGGAGAGUUCAACGUCCAGACAGCCAAACACUAUGGCAACCUAGGACGACUUUACCAGUCCAUGAGGAAGUUUAAGGAAGCAGAGGAGAUGCACAUCAAAGCCAUCCAGAUCAAGGAGCAGCUUCUGGGCCAUGAGGACUAUGAAGUGGCUCUGUCUGUGGGCCACCUGGCCUCCCUUUACAACUACGACAUGAACCAGUAUGAUGACGCAGAGAGGCUCUACUUGCGCUCCAUCGCUAUCGGUAAGAAGCUGUUUGGUGAGGGCUACAGUGGGCUGGAGUACGACUACCGAGGCCUGAUCAAACUCUACAACUCAGUGGGAAACUACGAGAAGGUGUUUGAAUACCACAACGUACUGUCCAACUGGAACAGGCUGAGGGACCGGCAGUUUGCCGUGGCAGAUGCUCUGGAGGACGUCAACACUACGCCCCAGCAGACCCAGGAGGUGGUACAAGCAUUCCUAUUGGCUCAGAGCCUGGGCCCCACCCGUCCCUGUCUCGGUUGAUUUUAUGAGGGAAGAGAGGAAAAAAAGACACGUGGGGCUUUAGCCUGGCGAGGACACAUACUGAGCCUAAAUGUGAUGCAUCAGCUGCACACAGUUAAUUAGUAAUGCACAGUAAAUUCAAGCAUCACCGGCGAGACAGUUGGCUUUAUAGUCACUGCAACUGCCAGUACACACAGACAUACACUCACAUUUAGUGGAAUACAAAGUAGAGAAGACACCGUUAUCAAACCUCAUCAACAUUCUCACAAACCACCAAGAUGCAACUCCAGACUGGAUGCAGCUUCACCACACAGAGCAGACUGUUGCAUUUCUCCAAGAGAAAGAGGACACACGGCUGAGGGGGGGACGUAACAAAAAAAGAAAAGAGAACCUCAACCACCCUGUAAGGGUGAUCAAUGAUCUCUCUUCUUGUGUCUCGCUCGCCUUUUUCUUUUCAGUUUGGAAUCAAAGGACACUUUUUGCUUUUUGUAUCUGAAGCGGUUUAGCCCUGAAUGCCAUGAGACUCAUCACAGAUGGAAACCAUGUUCUCCAGGGCUAUGUACACGACCGUGUCUGGACCCCACACUCAUCUGUGAAAAACUUGUUUUAACCCACAUUCAUCAACAUCAUCACUUGGUGGAUCAGAGAUGGAAAAUGUCAGAUAUUUUUGACACUUGUACAGUAAAAUAAUACAGCAGAUUGUACACUUGGUUUUUUCUUUGCAAAGAAAUGAAAGUGGACCCUCAGAUCUCCUGUUUUGAACUGCUUGUUGGAGAGAGAUUACAAACAGUGGAAUGUGUUCAACCAGUUGGUAUAUUGUUACACACAUAACAGGCUUCACAGUUCUUGUUUUCAAUAUAUUUUAUCUCUUUUUUCCAGAUUAGUACUGACAAUAAUUAAAAUGCCAACAAUUUAUAUGCAAAAGUGUAUGUUUAUGUAGCCCUUUGUGUAUGCUUUUCUUACCGAGUGAGCCAUGAAUCCUGAAGAAACAGCUCAACGCGUUAAAACAAGGGACUAGGAUGAGUGAAAAGAGAAAGAUGCUAGAUGAACAGAGGUGUACGCGGCCCUGUAGUUGUUCAAUUUGGUGUGUGUGUGUGUGUGUGUGUGUGUGUGUGUGUGUGUGUGUGUGUGUGUGUGUGUGUGUGUGUGUGUGUCAGUAUACGCAGAUAGAACUGAGUGCCCAAGUGCUCCACUGAUGAUUACCAGCCUUACACCAGCUUGCAGUUAUCUGUCUGUAGACGGACCCAUACUUCUAAGUGCUAAAUAAACUAUUAUACCCUUAAGGGCACUACAAUUGGGACCAAUAUUUGUGUAAGUGUGUGUGAGCAUGUGUUGCCAGCCUGUUUACCUGUGCAUCUGGCCUUUCCUCUCCACUCCGUCUGGUCUGGUAUCCAAUUAAUGUAAAGUUCCAGAUAUUUUUUUACUGAACCAUGUUUUUCCAUCAGCUUCCACCAUACUGACUGUUUAUGUCCAAAUUCCCAUCAGGUGUUUCACCAUAGAGCUGAGCUGGUGUUUCUCAAUCGGAAUGAACCAAUUUGGAAAAUAACCCUGAACGUCUUUUUUAAAAUCUUAAUGCCGUAAUGCUCACUUCGUUAUAACUCAUGUCAGUGAAAAUGAAGGGAGGAUCAGAUCACUCAAGUAUUUCCCUUACGUACCGUGCACUUUGCUUUUGUCUGGAGCCAAACCAAUGUAGACUUUUUAAGGCUUUUUAAGGUACAAACUUAAACAUAAUUCUGUGUAGUAUAUAUGUGUUCUUCCUACCUUAGGAAACAAUUUGCAAUCCCAGGUGGGGCUCAGACCCUCACUGCCGCUGUGGUAUCUGUCCUUGCGGAUGGUUUUGGUUGAAUCAUUCCAAGUUCCACUGAAAACAUUAAUCCCUAGGAAAACUGGAGUAAUGGACAUUUUGAGGAAAUGUUGCUGUUGCCUCUCUUAUUUCACUUGUCAUCACUACUAAUGAAGUCCUAUUCACUUUAAUUGCAUUGGAGUGGAGGCAGAAAUGUCAGAUUGUAACCUGGGUAAAUCAAACCAAAACUAUCUGCAUGGCUAAAUACCAUCAGAGGUAAGUGAGGAGUAGAUGUUCUCAUCAUCUGGGUGAGCUGACCCUUUAAAGGUGUAGAAUGAAUAUUCAGCGUUGAUCACUUGGUCAUGAAGGAAUUGAGACGAGCAUAGCUCUGUAGAGAAAUAACUGAUGAGAUUAUGUCCCUGAUGGAAAAUGUGAAAAUAGUGUCCUGCUUUAAAAUGAAUUUAGGCAUUAUGAUCUGCAACAUUACUGAAAAUGUGAUGCCUUCGAUAAGUACCCCACUGUUGUUUAUUUUGUAAGUGAAUGAAGAAAACGAGCUUUG